Molecule: messenger RNA, 2330 nt
Organism: Tilletiaria anomala UBC 951
Lineage: Eukaryota; Fungi; Basidiomycota; Exobasidiomycetes; Georgefischeriales; Tilletiariaceae
Exons: 2
Coding region: 124-2244 (706 amino acids)
Source: RefSeq, a predicted model, not a curated record
ACCAUUUCGCUUGCUCAUUGUGAACAAUUCCUUGUUCCCCCCCUUCUUGGAUAACUGACGUCGUACGCACCCUCAUGGCGUACGCCUGACUGCGGGUAGUCCCCCCUCUCGCAUAUCGACGCUAUGCGCACGUCCUCAGCGCCCAUGCCGACGCUGCAUAUGCACCAAUCGGAGGCGGCAGCGUCGCUGCUCGACGAGGCACGCGCCGACGACCGCCGAGGUCGCAGUCCCUCUCAUCAAAAACACCGCCACGGCUUCCAAGCAUCGCAUGUCGGCAGCAACGCCGGUCUAUCUGGCCUCUCCAUAAAGGUCUCCAGUGGAGUUGAUGAUCCAGAUGGCAAGGGCAGCGAACCAGACGUCAAGACGACGCAUGUCGUUGGUGCUUGGAACUCGACCGCUGCAUCGACCAAAAAAGGUGCCAAACACGUACCCACACUCCCUCUCACAUUCAUAGAGCCACAAGGCCUGGAGGGUCAGUCCCUCCCCGUGCGACUUGGGCUAGCACCACCGACGACUGCCAUCAGCCCACCGCCGCCGAAAUACUAUCUUUGCUCACCGCCGCCGUCGACUUCCCAGAGGGGAGCUGCGGGUGCAUCAGCAAACGACUUGUCGCAUGCAACGCCCGGCGCAGCGUCCAGAAACUGCAGCACACCUUCGGAAGAUUGGGGCGCUACAGACCAACAGUGGGAGCCGUCGCAGUAUUUUCGCUAUGAGCACAUCACCUCCCGUGGUCGGCGGCGCGUGCGCAAAUGGCAUGCAUACGACUCCGUCCGUGCGCCCUGGUACUUUUCGUACGACCCGGAAGUCCUGCAGGCCGACAUGCUCCUGCAUGGCUUGACGGUCCAAUCGAUGGACCGGCUGACAAUAUACCCCUUCCAACCGGACCAGCUUCCUUCACGUGUGCUGGACGUCGGCUGCGGUGUCGGCAUCUGGACGACGGAGACUGCCGCCGAAUGGAAGAAGACCGAGUUCAUCGGCAUGGACCUGGUGCCGAUCCAGACGUCCAUGUCGACGUUUGACGAUCCAGACCUCGGAGCGCGCGUCAGCUGGGUCGUUGCCAACUUUCUCGAAGAGUGGCCCUUCCCGGACGCCAGCUUCGACUUUGUCCAUUUGCGGUACAUAGACCAGGGCGUACCCGAAGACGCGUGGGACCACGUCCUCAGCGAAGCCGUCCGUGUCGCCGCACCGGGCGCCGUUAUCGAAGUCGUCACUGCGCCGUUCGCUCUUUUCACAAAUCCACGAUUCAUGCCCGCUAGUGAGAUGGUCGCCAGGGCGAUGGGCACCACACUGGCAACCGCGCAGGACACGGAGGCAGCGGUAGAGGGAAUCAAAAAAACGCAGCAAAAGGAUAGCAGCAUCUUCAAGCCUGCCUACGAGCCUAUCAAGUUCAUCUUUGCAAAGAUGGACAAUAGAAGGUUCAUCAACACACGCAGCGCAUCGGUCGUUCCAGGCGCACUGCUAACACAUGACGUCGUUGAGCGCAAGCAGACGCUGAUGCGCCAGUUCCCGAUCAAGUACCACCACGAUUCCUACAUGCCCUUCUCGGAGGAGCCUAUCACUUGUGCAGACGGCAUAGACCGCCGCUACACAACCGGGAGCGGGCAAAGCGUGACAAUGAAGAACUGCAUCGUCGACGCGCCUCUCAAGAUCGACAACGACAUCAUGCGCGCCAUAAUCAUCUGGACCAAUGCCGCGGUGCGCACAGCGAGCACGGACCUUGCGUGGGAGGAAGCAGAGCGCGAGAAGGCCGAAGAGCCCCGUCCGCGCGGCCUAACCAGCGCGGCCUCGGCAAAGUACCGGAACGCGGAUCUAGACGCGAACUUACCUUUCAUCCACCCAUGGAGCUCACGGGCCGACUUUGAAAAGGAUAUGGACGCGUACAAUGAAGAUUUGCGCUCGCACGCCGGCGUCGACGCCAUCCUCCGGCGCCUCCUCGGGUGGCGCGAAGGCUGCCUGGAGCUCGUGAGGGAAGGGCGCAAGCAAGCCGAGCGCAAGCGCAUGCUGAGCGCUUCGCCUGCGUCCAAGGCUGUUCUGUCCAGCAGGCCGAACCAGCAGGCCGAGACACUCAACUCGUUCCAUGCCCGUGGAAGAGCCGCGUCAGAGGGAAAGACCGAUCAGGAGAAGGCCAAGCUGCUUGGUAGGGCGGAGGAGGAAGAGACGAAAGCGCUCCAGCCGGAGGAGUUGAUCCCCAUCUUUGGCUUUCGAGAAGUCGGCAGUUUUAUUCAAAGGCGCGCUUGGACUUGAUCCAUGGCGUGUCUUGCAGCUUUUUAUUAUGCCCGUGUGCUCCAUGUGCGGCUUCCUGCCGCCCCACUUUGCGCGCUUGAUGACCC